Messenger RNA from Diabrotica virgifera virgifera (western corn rootworm), 651 nucleotides. RefSeq names its product zinc finger protein 878-like. The record is from RefSeq and is a predicted model, not a curated record. Lineage: Eukaryota; Metazoa; Arthropoda; Insecta; Coleoptera; Chrysomelidae. Gene Ontology annotation, cellular component: nucleus. Gene Ontology annotation, biological process: regulation of transcription by RNA polymerase II. The coding region runs from base 1 to 651 and encodes 216 amino acids. The transcript has a single exon. Gene Ontology annotation, molecular function: RNA polymerase II transcription regulatory region sequence-specific DNA binding; DNA-binding transcription factor activity, RNA polymerase II-specific.
AUGAAGUCUCACGACAUCAUCGCACAUCUGACAAAGGAAUGCCCUUGUUGCGAUAAGUUGUACAGGUCAGAUGAGCAACUGCAGAAACAUAUUAAAUACACACAUAAAUAUCAGUGCGAAUUUUGUGAUAAAUCGUUUGGAUCUUUUGGGGAGGUGGAGUAUCACGAUAGAAGCGUACAUCUAACAUUUGAAUGUCCAUAUUGCGAUAAACCCUACAGAUCAAAUAAGGAACUGCGGAAACAUAUGAGAUACAAACAUACAUUUCAGUGCGAAUUUUGUGAUAAAUCGUUUAGAUCUUUUGAGGAGAUGGAGUAUCACGAUAGAGGCAUACAUCUAACAUUUGACUGUCCACAUUGCGAUAAACCCUACAGAUCAAAUAUGCAACUGCACAAACAUAUGUCAUUCAAACAUAAAUUUCAGUGUGGAUAUUGUGAUAAAUCUUUCUCAUCCCUUGAGAAACUAGAUAAUCACGACAGCAACGUACAUUUAACAAAUGAUUGUCCGAGUUGUGGUCAAUUAUUCAGAACAGAUGUUUUGCUAGACAGACAUAUGAGAGAAUCUCAUAUAUUUCGUUGCCCAAAAUGUCCCAAAUGGUUUAAUUUCAAAGAGGAAAAAAUCUUUCAUAUCAAACAGAUGCAUUCUUGGAAGUGA